AAUUACCAAGUGAGAAAUGACUAAACUAACACGAAAUGAAAAGCUAAAAAACAUGUACUCUCUCUAUAUAAACUGUCAUCCAUCAGCGAUGUCGUAGUAGUCAGCUAUUCCUGUGGCUCAAUGCCGUAUUGGCCAAGCCUGUGGAGUUCGAAGUUACGGUGAGUUGAAUUGAGCAGCAGGUAGAGUUGAAAAAUGAUGAGACGACGGCGCUUCUAGAUGUGAGCGGGAUGAUGUGUGGCGCGUGUGUCUCACGCGUCAAGGCGAUCUUGUGAGCGGAAGGCAAAGUUGACUUGGCUGUGGUCAAUAUGUUGAAACCGGAUGCAGCUGAGACUGGUUUGACGUCUCUAGUGUUGGCUAAGAGGUUGCCGAAAUGUGGUUUUCCGUCGAAGAAGAGGUCAUCUGGGUUAGAGGAAUCGAUGCCAAGGUGAAGUGGAAGGAAACGGUGAAGAAAAAGGUGACGUUGCUUGUUAAGAGUCGUAACCCAGUGGCUUCCACUUGGACUCUGGUUGCUUUAUGCUGUGGAACUCACGCUACUCAUAUUUUGUACUCUCUUGGCAUUCAUAUUCACGGUUCAAUGUUGGAUAUACUGCAUAAUUCUUAUGACAAAGCUGGAUUGGCCGUUGGGGCUUUAUUAGGACUUCGACGAGAGCUGCUCUUUGAUGGUCUUCUGGCAUUCACAAAGGGAUCACCAAAUAUGAACUCUCUUGUUGGCUUUGGAGCUGCUUUUGCAAUUAGUUCUUACGCAGGUCAUGCUUCUUGGGUUUGUAUUACUAGGGUGUUCCUUGGAGGAAAGGGCAUGGCUGAAGGCAUCUAGUGACAUGAAUGAGCUAUUAUCGCAUAUAUCCACUGAGUCUAGACUUGUAAUUACUUCCUCCGGUAGUGAUUCCUCGACCGACGUUGUCGGUUCUGAUGCAAUUUGUAUUGAAGUUCCAACCGAUGAUAUUCGAGUUGGUGAUUCUUUGCUCAUUUUUCUGGGAGAAACUAUAUUCGUAGAUUCCGUUGAGGAUCGAGGCCUUUUCCACUGGUUCCCAUCAACAAUUUCCAAGGUUGGUCUGUCGAUUUGGAUCAACAUAUUUUUGCUGUCUACCUGUCGCAAUUUACACGUAUUGAGGAGGUUCCGGCACAUGUGGAGUGUAGCACUUGCCAGUUGCCAAGAUGAAGGUGCUAUGAUUAUUUACUCCUUGCUGGCAACCAAAAGCUGAGACAGUCUUUGUUUUCUGAAAUCUCAACUACACCAAUUUUCUUGAAAAGCUUAACAUGUUCUAAAGCUUGUAGUGGCGCCAUCUUUGAAUUGCAGUUUUCAAAUAAAUGUGUAAUAUAACUUUCUGUGCUGUAUAGGGAUUUUGAGACUUCGAUUACUGUUUAUGGAGUUAUUUAUGUGACUCCCUUGAAUGUUUGACAUG
This is a messenger RNA of Solanum lycopersicum (tomato), 1403 nucleotides long. Lineage: Eukaryota; Viridiplantae; Streptophyta; Magnoliopsida; Solanales; Solanaceae. The record is from RefSeq and is a predicted model, not a curated record.